CCAAUGGGCAGCAGGUGGACUUGAGUCUCCUUUUUGUCCAUGGGCUCGGGCUGCUGCUUCAGGCCCACCUGCAGCUCCAAGAUGGUCUCCUGGUCUGUGAUAACGAGAACACAAGCAAUACUGCAGAGGAAGAUGGUGCGAGAAUUUGUGGCUGAGUUCAUGAGCACAUAUGUCAUGAUGGUGUUUGGCCUUGGUUCUGUGGCCCACAUGGUUCUAGGAGAUAAAAAAUAUGGGAGCUUCCUCGGUGUCAACUUGGGUUUUGGCUUCGGAGUCACCAUGGGCGUGCACGUGGCAGGCAACAUCUCUGGGGCCCACAUGAACGCGGCUGUGACCUUCACCAACUGUGCACUAGGCCGCAUGUCCUGGAAGAAGUUUCCAGUAUAUGUGCUGGGUCAGUUCCUGGGCUCCUUCACAGCUGCUGCCACCAUCUAUGGCCUCUUCUACCCGGCCAUUCUCCACUUCUCGGGUGGACAGUUGAUGGUGACCGGUCCCACAGCCACCGCUGGCAUUUUUGCCACCUACCUUCCUGAUCACAUGACACUGUGGUGGGGCUUCCUGAAUGAGGUGUUACUGACAGGGAUGCUGCAGCUAUGUCUCUUCGCCAUCACGGACAAGGAGAACAACCCAGCGCUGCAAGGGACACAGGCGCUGGUGAUCGGCAUCCUCGUUGUCAGCAUGGGGGCGUCCCUAGGCAUGAACACAGGCUAUGCCAUCAACCCAUCCCGGGACCUGCCCCCUCGCUUCUUCACCUUCAUUGCUGGCUGGGGCAAACCGGUCUUCAGGGCUGGGGAGAACUGGUGGUGGGUGCCAGUGGUGGCACCAAUUCUGGGUGCCUACAUAGGUGGCAUCAUCUACCUGGUCUUCAUCGGCUCCAGCACCCCACAGGAGCCCCAGAGACUGGAGGACCCGGAGGCAUAUGAAGACCCCAAGACGACUGUGUCACCCAAGCCCGAAUCUCACCUGUCCAUGACCUCUCCUCUCCCCCUUGUCUCUGUGACCCCUACUAACAGAUCUUCCACCCAGCCGGUCCCACUCUUACAUGACCCCAUGCCCCUAGAGCACUUCUAAGUAGAGGUUAUUUGGGACCCCGUCCCUGCCCCAAUAAAG
Molecule: messenger RNA, 1107 nt
Organism: Carlito syrichta (Philippine tarsier)
Lineage: Eukaryota; Metazoa; Chordata; Mammalia; Primates; Tarsiidae
Gene: AQP7
Product: aquaporin 7
Exons: 6
Coding region: 40-1068 (342 amino acids)
Biological process (GO): water transport; glycerol transmembrane transport
Cellular component (GO): basolateral plasma membrane; plasma membrane
Molecular function (GO): water channel activity; urea transmembrane transporter activity; glycerol channel activity
Source: RefSeq, a predicted model, not a curated record